CAUUUUUUGUUGCCAUGGCAACGUUUGACGUCAGCCUCAACCCGUGCCUUGGGUUGGUGUGAUUGGAGGGAAACCCCGUGGAUCGCAUUCAGACUGACUGGUUGAGAGAAUCAGCUGUUGCCUGGUACGCCGACGUCGUUGCUAUUUCCCAGCACCCAGUAAACAGUCAUGAGCGACGCAGCCUGCAAGGAUCUGGUGCAAAAGGCCAAGCUGGCCGAGCAGGCUGAGCGCUAUGAUGACAUGGCUGCCUCAAUGAAGGAAGUAACACAAGCUAGUGAAAAGCUGUCAAACGAGGAGCGUAACCUCCUCUCGGUGGCCUACAAGAAUGUGGUAGGUGCUCGCCGCUCCUCGUGGCGUGUGGUGUCUAGCAUCGAGCAGAAGGCUGAUGGCUGUGAAAGGAAGCAGGCAAUGGCCAAAGAGUACCGGUGUAAGAUCGAGAAAGAGCUGAAAGACAUCUGCAAAGACGUCCUGGAGCUCUUAAAGAACCAUCUCAUACCCAAGGCCACCGCACCAGAGAGUAAAGUCUUCUAUUUGAAAAUGAAAGGGGAUUACUACCGCUACUUGGCUGAAGUGGCCACAGGAGAUGAAAAAACAACUAGCGUUCAGGACUCACAACAUGCCUACCAAGAAGCCUUUAACAUCAGCAAAGAGCAGAUGCAACCCACGCACCCCAUUCGUCUCGGUCUCGCCCUCAAUUUCUCUGUUUUCUACUAUGAGAUCCAGAACUCACCUGAACAGGCCUGUCAGUUGGCCAAAAACGCUUUUGAUGAUGCCAUUGCAGAGCUUGACACACUGAGUGAAGAGUCCUACAAAGACAGCACACUAAUCAUGCAGCUACUGAGAGACAACUUGACACUGUGGAACUCUGAUAACCCAGAAGAUACAGAAUAAAAAUAAUGAGGAACACCCAUGUAGCUCUUUUUUGAUGCCAUUAUCCUGGCUCAUCUUCAUUAUGAUUGUCAUCAUCCAAAUCUCAUCAUUUUAUUUUCUAAUUAGGUUUCUCAACACUCAUCUCAAUAAUAGGUUUACUGUUCCUUCUUUUGUAGUAGCUCUGGGGAAAGGUGCUGGUGGUGAUAGGGUCCACGUGGAAGGGUAAAGUGUGUAUAGGAUUGCUUUCUUAUCUGCUGACCUUUUUUAUGGGCGUAAUGGGGUGUUACAUUAUUAAGAUGCUGGGUGUGAGGGUACAUUUCGCAACUUCUGAAACAUGCAGUAGGUUGAGAUUUUAGUCAUAAAACACUUAAACUGUACAACCUGUAUACACUGUCCUGUUCUUAUUAUUGUUCCUGUUCUUCAAUAGCACUGUUUUCAAUCAUACCCAUGGUUUUACAAAAUCAUUGGCUUCUCAUACCUGAGGAGAUAAGAGCAGUCAAUACGUACUGGGGCGGACAAAACGCACCAUGUCAGAAGUGCGGCAGAAGGGCUGCUGGAGAGACGGCAGGGUUUUGUUAGAUCACAGGGGUUACAUUCCAUUUACUCAGUUGCUCAAUUUUGUACUUAUUUUGUUCUGUUUUGAAGUAACCUGCAUUUGUAUUUCUACAAAUGCGUUAAGAGGUAUAGAAAAACAUGUAUGGCUGCUGUUUCUUUUUUUUUUGUUUUUUUUUAAUCCACAUCUUUAUCUACUUACUGCUUUUUCAAAUUCAGAUUUUUUUAUUUGUAUUGUCUACUGUUCUCCUUUCAGUACUUGCCUAUACUGCAUGUUGGUAAGAGGUAGCUUGUGGAGACGUAAGGAAGGCUAUUUUCAGGCUGGCUGGCUUUGGUUUUUGAGUUUUCAUACAGAAUACCCAUGCAUAACUGCUAAUAAGGGAGAAUGUGUAAUUUCAUGUAAGUGGAAUAAAAAUAUUAAUAACUUAAA
Betta splendens (Siamese fighting fish) is the source of this 1852-nucleotide messenger RNA. Its product is annotated as 14-3-3 protein zeta-like. Lineage: Eukaryota; Metazoa; Chordata; Actinopteri; Anabantiformes; Osphronemidae. Gene Ontology annotation, biological process: signal transduction. The coding region runs from base 169 to 891 and encodes 240 amino acids. The transcript is spliced from 6 exons. The record is from RefSeq and is a predicted model, not a curated record. Gene Ontology annotation, cellular component: cytoplasm.